Molecule: messenger RNA, 543 nt
Organism: Prorocentrum cordatum
Lineage: Eukaryota; Dinophyceae; Prorocentrales; Prorocentraceae
Source: the annotation of a GenBank genome assembly
AUGGGCCUGGACCACCACCAGGUACUGGAACUCCGCGCGUGGUGGGGGCGGCUGACCACGGACGGCGUGGGCACAAUCUUGAACGUGCGCAAGGCGCUCGAGGAGCUGGACCCAGGGCAGAACUUUUCCGACGAUGAGAUCGAGCAGAUAAUGUUGGAGAGCUGCAGCCACCGCCGCACACCGAGCCGCUGCCCGUCCGGAAGCAGCAGCCGGCGCGUGUCCCUCGUGGGCGGGCGCGCAUCGUCGCCGCAGCGGGGCCCGUCCGGCGGAUCGCCGCGACUCCUCGUCGUCAAGCAGGACGUCGCGCAGCAGCUCUUGCCUCGACGCCGACAAGCUGUUCGCCGCGAUCGGGGAAGCGCAGAGCGACGCGGCCGCACAGGACGGCGAGGGUGCGCACUCCGACUCGGACGGCGGCAGCUCCCUCCCGUCGGAGCCGCCGGACAUGGAGUGCAGCCGCAGCUGGGCUCUGGGGGGUGCCCUCAAGGCAUCCCGCAGGGGGAGCCUGGCUUCCAGCCGCUGCCCGUCCUUGGGGAGCCCCUCUAG